AUGGGGUUUCGCAUCACCACUUGGAAUGGUACGCUUAACCAAGAUGAACCUGAGUCUCCAGGGUUUUCAAACACUGACAAUGAAGAACAGUCAAUGGAAUUCGCAGAGGAAGGGAUUACUGGGGUCCUAUGCCCACCUAAUUCGGAAUUGGCCUUCCGUGACAUGCCAAAGGAGCAGCAAAUAGGCGGCUAUCCGACAUUCGAGCAACUCACCAUGUCGAGCACGUCAGGUACAGAGAGCGACACCGGGGCCCCCAACGCGGGCUCUCCGGCAUCAGAGGCUCGGGUUGAUCCAGCUACCCUUGACUCAGAAGGCCGAUGUGUCGUUCUAGAGUUCCCAGCUUUCGUUUUGAUUGGGGUAUACUGUCCGGCAUAUCGAGAUGAAAGCCGAGACUCUUUCCGCAUGGAUUUUCUCAACGCUUUGGAUGCCCGAGUGCGGAAUCUAGUGACAAUGGGAAAACGUGUCGUUGUGACUGGGGAUAUCAACAUAGCUAAAGGCGGCAUUGAUUCGGCAAGCGCGAUGGAAGGAAUCCGGAAAGGCACCACAACAGAGGAGGAAUACAUAUCUGGACCGUCGUGGAAGUUGUUCAAUUCCUUACUUGCUGAUGGGGUCGUGGUUGGCGAACGCAUGGAUGGCAGAGAGGAACCCGUUCUUCAUGACAUCUGCCGAUCUUUCCACCCUGAGAGGACUGGCAUGUACACCUGCUGGGACACAAGGCUUAACACAAGGCCUGGCAACUAUGGAUCGAGGAUCGACUAUGUGCUAUGUAGCCUCGACAUGCGAGAGUGGUUCUGCGAAUCCAAUAUACAAGAAGGCUUGAUGGAGGGGCGGCGCCAGCAGGAUUACUCAAACCGCUUGCUUUUGCCAGCAUCUGGGCGUUUACUGCCUGAAUUUGAUCUUGAAAAACGACGCAGCAUCAAGGACAUGUUUGCCCGCAAACCCCCAGCUUCCCCAAACAAAGUCGCUUCUGCCGUCAAUAUUCCAGGAAGACAAGAGCUAGAUGUGAAAAACGAUUGUGUGGCAGCACCCUGCAUGGCUGAGGCAUCGCGCGUGCCGCCAGUAGCAACUUCGCGUAAACGACAGCCACCACCAUCCGCAGCUGUGACCUCCAAACGAUCGAAGCCGCUGGCGACACCCACUGCAGCCGCCUCUGGACAAAAAAGCCUGAAGGGAUUUUUCAAACCGAAGGGUCCUGCCGUCGACCCAAAAACAGAGACUUCAGAAUCGAUCGCAUUCACUGCGGCACAGGUAAUCCAACCCACUGCCAUGGCAGCCGAUUCCGAACCGGACCAAUGGGCUCUGCAAGUGCCCCGCGUAGUCCCUGAUGCGCUGGCAGCUACAGCCUCUGGAAACUCGUUUAUGAACGCCUCUCCAGACACAUCAGCAACCGAUGCUGUCAUAGAUCCUGCUGCUAGUAAGGAGAACUGGUCUAAGCUUUUUACCAGGAAACCGGUCCCCUUAUGCGAAACACAUCGAGAGCCAUGCAUAAGUCUUACUACAAAGAAACCAGGUAUGAAUUGUGGACGGGCGUUCUGGAUCUGUGCUCGCCCCUUAGGACCUAGUGGAGAGAAGGAGAAAGGAACACAAUGGCGAUGUCCAACUUUCAUAUGGGCCAGCGAUUGGAAUGGGUCUGUACAACCAGACCCUUGA
Molecule: messenger RNA, 1650 nt
Organism: Penicillium chermesinum
Lineage: Eukaryota; Fungi; Ascomycota; Eurotiomycetes; Eurotiales; Aspergillaceae
Product: DNA-(apurinic or apyrimidinic site) lyase APN2
Exons: 3
Coding region: 1-1650 (549 amino acids)
Biological process (GO): base-excision repair
Cellular component (GO): nucleus
Molecular function (GO): DNA binding; zinc ion binding; double-stranded DNA 3'-5' DNA exonuclease activity
Source: RefSeq, a predicted model, not a curated record